Molecule: messenger RNA, 658 nt
Organism: Nothoprocta perdicaria
Lineage: Eukaryota; Metazoa; Chordata; Aves; Tinamiformes; Tinamidae
Gene: KRTCAP3
Product: keratinocyte associated protein 3
Exons: 5
Source: RefSeq, a predicted model, not a curated record
GGGACGUCGCGGCGGCUGCGGCGUGCGGGGCUGGCACUGCUCGUGCUCGGCCACGGCAACCUGGUGCUGGGCGCCAUCGUGCACGGCUCCGUGCUGCGGCACGUGGCCGGCACCGACCGCGCCGGCACCCCCGAGUACGCGGUGGCCAACGUGGUGUCCGUGGUGUCGGGGCUGCUGAGCGUCGCCGCGGGCAUCGUCGCCAUCCUGGUGUCCAACGACCUGUCCCGGGAGCCUCUGCACUGGGCCCUGCUGAGUGUGUCCCUCCUGAACAGCUUGCUGUCCACUGCAUGCAGCGUGGGCCUGGCGCUGGCCAUUGCCCUCACCGUUCGCAGCCGGGGAAUGCGGCUGGUCAUGGGCUGCAACAGCCCUGCACUGCCCGCUGAUGCUCGUGCAGCCAUUGCGACCAAUGACUGCCCUUUCAACACCACGCGCAUCUACGACACGGCCCUGGCACUCUGGUCCCUCUCCCUGGUGCUGGCGACCGCGGAGGCCGUGCUGUCCGGCAGGUGCUCUUGGAUGGCUUUGACAGUGCAGGGCAUCAGGCCGUGCACACGCAGCUCCCUCAGCAAGCAGCUGCCUAAGCCAGGUGCAACGGAGGCGGCGCCACCACGUGAGACGCGGCAGCUCCUGGGGGGACUUGCUGAUUCCGGGAUGUAGC